This is a messenger RNA of Aspergillus japonicus CBS 114.51, 1108 nucleotides long. RefSeq lists its product as uncharacterized. NCBI's taxonomy places the organism in Eukaryota, Fungi, Ascomycota, Eurotiomycetes, Eurotiales, Aspergillaceae. The coding region runs from base 368 to 727 and encodes 119 amino acids. The transcript is spliced from 4 exons. The record is from RefSeq and is a predicted model, not a curated record.
ACCCAUCGCGUGCGUGAUCUACCGGCAACAGAUACAUUGAGUUGGAACAAAGAUUAAGACAUCAACAAGCGCACAAUCCCUGAUCUAUUCAACACGCUUACCGCUCGUGUCAUCUCCCUCCAUCCCUUGACAAAAAUAGACGACCAUCAAACACCGAGCGCAAGGGGCUCACUGACACCAGCUUUUCGAAUGGCUGCGUCUCAGCUCUACAUGCCAGGGACAGCGUCUGCCUAGCUUUAAGUUUCUUCCUGCCUCGUUUUCUGUUUGUCCCCUGGCGCAACAGCGAACAUAAAGUGCUCCCAGGUCCAUUCUCCAGAAAUCGUCCUGAGUUACUUCUUUUUCCUCUAAGCCAUACGAAGCUCCUAGAAUGAAGUUCACACUGCCUGCCAUUCUUCUCCUCGCCGCCGUGGCUACGGCUGAGUCCGUGCUCGACUAUAGUGACGGCAUCCCUCUCUGCUGCAGCAACACUGACAAGAUCGAGGAGGCCGGUGACGACGUCAUCCAGCAAGUGACCAGUGCUUUUGUCGGUGCGGGCGGCGGUGCUUGGGACUUGGGUGAUCGGGUUGCGGGUGAAUGCAUCCCGGCAUUUCCCACGGACUGGAGCUACGAGCGCGAGAAUUGCACGGACGGGUUGAAGCCUGUCUAUUGCAAGAAGCAUGCCCACUGGACUUUGACCCUAAACGGAACAUCGGUCUCGCGGAACGUGCACGGGCAGUGCCACCUGUAGGGGAUAGGAAAUCAAACUCAAAGACUGACCUGAACUGUGAAGCGCCAAUCCCUCCCUACUAGUGUGAAAUGGCCAUGUAGUUUUUUCGGGUGUCAAUGGGAUGCACCUGGCAGAACAAGUAGCAGGUUGUUAACGGGGCAGUCAACACCCCGGUUUUGUCCGCGUCAUCGCCUUUGCAUCCACAUUUCAAGGCCCCUUUGGUGUGCCCUUGCCUUGCCGGGGAUCCUUAGCGAAUCCUCAGUACGAGGUAAAAUACAGUACCUCCCUGACCUAGCCCUGAGGUACAGUACUACCCAGUACGUACUACAGUACGUACUGUACCAGGACGUGGGGGGACUGGGGGUCGGACAGGCUGUUGAGGGCGGCCGAUAAAAGGAGUGA